This is a messenger RNA of Andrographis paniculata, 1454 nucleotides long. Its product is annotated as F-box/kelch-repeat protein SKIP4. Gene Ontology annotation, molecular function: protein binding. The transcript has 3 exons. The coding region runs from base 213 to 1286 and encodes 357 amino acids. The record is from RefSeq and is a predicted model, not a curated record. NCBI's taxonomy places the organism in Eukaryota, Viridiplantae, Streptophyta, Magnoliopsida, Lamiales, Acanthaceae.
AUUCGAAACCGACCCCACGGACACGAGAAGAGAGCGUGGAUUUUGCAUUUCACCUCUGCUUGUUUCGUGAUUCUCGGACGACCCAUUUCGGAAUCGCGGUUGAAUUUCAGAAAGCCACCAGUUCCUCAGGUGACUGUUUCAUAUUUUAACUAAGAGAUGUACAUCUGAAAGGUUCAUCAAAAGCAUGACUUCUGUAGAAAUCUUCUGAUGAAAUGAGUAAUGGCAUGGAACUCAAUAUGCACAUCAUUCGAUCCGAAAACCCUGCAUUGCUGCCAGGACUUCCAGACGACGUCGCACUUUGUUGCUUGGCAAGAGUUCCCCGGUGGUUCCAUCCGAUCCUCAACUGUGUGUCCAGGAGAUGGCGGAAGUUGUUAUGUGGUGAGGAAUUGCAUCAGUACCGGCUUAAGCAUCACCUAGAAGAGACUUGGGUUUAUGCUUUAUGUAGGGACAAGAAUGAGCAGCUUUGUAUGUAUAUGUUGGAUCCUAACCAACUGAAGAGGGGUUGGAAGCGAAUUGAUGGCCUCCCGGUUCGCUUCUUCAAGAGAAAUGGCGUUGGAUUUGAAGUAUUGGGUAAGAAAAUUUACCUAUUUGGAGGCUGUGGUUGGAUUGAGCCAGCAACUGAUGAGGUGUACUGUUAUGAUGGUUCGGCUAACAUGUGGUCUAGAGGGAGUUCCCUAUCCACAGCUAGGUCCUUUUUUGCUUAUGAAGCUUUGGAUGAGAAAAUAUAUGCCAUUGGCGGGAUCGGGUCAGAAUCUAGUAAUCCACAAUCUUGGGAUAUUUACGACAGCCACACCGAUCAUUGGAGCUCACAUGUGGAUCCUAAUGUCAUCCCAGAGAUUGAGGAUUCUGUAGUCUUGGAUGGAAAGAUUUACAUUCGGUGUGCCAUCUCACCUGUAUCCUCACAUGUGUGCGCCCUUGUAUAUGACCCAUCGAACAGUACCUGGCAGCAUGCCAAUGCUGACAUGGCCAGCGGAUGGCGUGGCCCAGCAGUUGUAAUAGACGGGAUCUUGUACGUGUUGGAGCAAACCUCAGGGUUGAAACUAACUAUGUGGCAAGCAGAAGCCAGGGAAUGGAUAGCAUUAAGGCGACUUUCAAUGCAUCUCGUGACCCCACCCUGUCGACUUGUUGCAAUUGGGAAAAAGAUCUUGGUUGUUGGUAAGGGACUCGGAACAGUGAUGGUUGACAUCGAAAAUGCAAGCUGUGUUGAAGGCGUUCUGUUAAGUUCUUCCAUUUUGAAAUUGAAUUGUGAUUAUGAAGUGAUAAGCUGUAAAUCUCUUUCUGUUUGAUUGUCUUCCUGGGAUUCUUCGCUUACUCGAUGCAUUAAAUAUCAAGUAUAAGGAGGAAUUGUUCAGAGACCAUUUGAAAUUACUAAUGAUGAUUUGCACUAGCUACAAUGAUAGAAAAGAUGUGUAUCAUUUUUUCAUUUUGAUAUAUAUAUGUUUGAAUUUAGUGCU